Sorex araneus (European shrew) is the source of this 1562-nucleotide messenger RNA. It is a transcript of the gene PENK, whose product is annotated as proenkephalin. Gene Ontology annotation, cellular component: plasma membrane; axon terminus; neuronal cell body. Gene Ontology annotation, biological process: sensory perception; chemical synaptic transmission; neuropeptide signaling pathway. Bases 161 to 1150 code for a protein of 329 amino acids. The transcript has 3 exons. NCBI's taxonomy places the organism in Eukaryota, Metazoa, Chordata, Mammalia, Eulipotyphla, Soricidae. Gene Ontology annotation, molecular function: opioid receptor binding. The record is from RefSeq and is a predicted model, not a curated record.
UGGCGUAGGGCGUGCGUCAGCGGCAGGCGCCCAGCGAUUGGGGCGCGCUUGCGGCCCGGGGUUUGGGGCGAAUUAUAAAGUGGCGCGUCCCGUGGGCAGCAGGGAACCAGCGCGCGGCGCGGACACGACGGACCCCGCUCACCUGCCUCCUGCGCUCGGGAUGGCGCGUUUCCUGACACUCUGCACCUGGCUGGUGGCGCUGGGCCCCGGGCUGCUGGCCACCGUGACCGCCGACUGCGGCCAGGACUGCGCCGCCUGCGCCCUGCUGGCGCGCCCCGCCGACCUCAGCGCCGAGACUUGUACUCUAGAAUGUGAAGGGAAGCUGUCUUCUCUCAAUACCUGGGGAAUUUGCAACGAGCUUCUGCAUCCGUCCAAGGUGGAGCUUCCCAGAGACAGCAGCAGGGAAGGCAGCAAAUGGGAUGAUGUCGAUUGGCAGUCAUACAUGAAAAGGUACGGCGGCUUCAUGAAAAGGUACGGCGGCUUCAUGAAAAGGUAUGGCGGCUUCAUGAAGAAGAUGGAUGAGCUCUAUGAGGCCGAGCCAGAGGAAGCCAAGAGAUACGGCGGCUUCAUGAAGAAGGAUGCAGAGGAAGAGGAUGGCCUGAAAGAGCUGGUGGGAAUGGAGCCUUCCCGAGAUGCCAACAUCCACCAAUACAACAGAGAAGAUGAAGUGAGCAAGAGAUACGGCGGCUUCAUGAAGAAGGAUGCAGAGGAAGAGGACGGCCUGAAAGAGCUGGUGGGAAUGGAGCCCUCCCGAGAUGCCAACAUCCACCAAUACAACAGAGAAGAUGAAGUCAGCAAGAGAUACGGCGGCUUCAUGAAGAAGGAUGCAGAGGAAGAGGAUGGCCUGAAAGAGUUGGUGGGAACGGAGGCCCCCCGAGAGGCCAACAUCCACCAAUACAACACAGAAGAAGAAGCAAGCAAGAGAUACGGCGGCUUCAUGAGGGGCGCAAAGAGAAUGCCCGAGAUGGAAGACGAGGCCAAAGAGCUGCAGAAGCGCUACGGGGGCUUCAUGAGAAGGGUGGGCCGCCCCGAGUGGUGGACCCCUUAUAAGAGGUAUGGGGGCUUCCUGAAGCGCUUUGCUGACUUUCCACCUGACAAAGACUGGUACCCAAAGGUCGACAAGAGGUAUGGGGGCUUCAUGAAGCCUUAGCUGACGCCAAGGGAGAAAAUGAAAGUUACUCCAGAGAGGUUCCCGACAAGGAGGAAAGCUUUCACAAUUAUAUAAAAGAUAUUAUGGAAUUUUAAUUUCUUGGCCCGCCGGUAACCCCCAGGUCCCAGAAGCCCUCCCUCUAGGCCCCCAGUGAAAGUGGCAUUGUCAUGCGUUGUACUGUCAUGUGUUGCUUGCUUUGUGCCAUUGGCUUAAUUUUCUGGAUUAGUAACCAACAGCCUGAAAGCUUCAAAGUCUGGGUUCUCUUGAGAAUCUGAAGCUCAGUACUACUGAUCUAUCACAGUAUCUUGUUUUCGUGCUAAAAGAGUCUUUGUGUUCUUGUUCAUUGUUUUUGACAAGAGCCAGUAAAUGCUUACUUGUACAUAGAUGAAAUAAAGCCUUUACCCCAACUGCA